GAAACAACUGAGCAACUAUGGACGGACCUAAACUGAAGCCUAACGAGGUUAACCUUGGAACGACUAUUAUGGCUGUUCAGUUUGCGGACGGUGUGGUUGUGGCAGCAGACUCUCGGACAACUAUGGGCUCCUAUAUUGCCAAUCGAGUCACUGAUAAGCUUACCCAGAUACACGAGCGUAUUUUUUGUUGUCGUAGUGGAUCUGCUGCAGACACACAGGCCGUUGCCGAUAUGGUACACUAUCAGUUGCAGGUGUUUAGCGUCACAGAGGGAGUUUUACCCAAAGUUGAGACUGCUGCAAAUAUGUUUCAGCGCAUUGUCUACGAAAACAAGGAUCGACUGAUGGCGGGAAUUAUCGUUGCUGGGUGGGAUCCUGUCAAUGGACCAUCUGUUUACUCUAUUCCUCUUGGCGGGUCUCUUCAUAAACGACCAUUCACUAUUGGUGGAUCUGGAUCUUCGUAUAUUUAUGGUUAUUGUGAUGCCACGUUCAAGGAUGACAUGACUCGGGAAGAAGCUAUUCAAUUCACCAAAAAUGCUGUUUCACUUGCCAUGUCGAGAGAUGGAUCUUCUGGAGGCACAAUUCGUCUAGCCAUCAUUACCAAAGAUAACGUGGAACGUAUAUUUGUUCCUGGAAAUGCCUUGCCCACUUUUUGGGAAGGCUAGGCUUGUUGAUAUGGUACUGAAUGAUGAUCCCAUAUAUACACUUGCUCUUUGGCUGCUUUUUUUUGGAAAAGUGGAUUCCCUUUUCC
Batrachochytrium dendrobatidis JAM81 is the source of this 748-nucleotide messenger RNA. Its product is annotated as proteasome core particle subunit beta 1. Gene Ontology annotation, cellular component: proteasome core complex. Gene Ontology annotation, molecular function: threonine-type endopeptidase activity. The record is from RefSeq and is a predicted model, not a curated record. Bases 18 to 662 code for a protein of 214 amino acids. Lineage: Eukaryota; Fungi; Chytridiomycota; Chytridiomycetes; Rhizophydiales. The transcript has 5 exons.